AUGACGCCCAAAGAAACCCAUACGGAAGGACAAUCACUCAGAAAGAGGAUGAAAGUUGGCCGACUGGCAAUUUCUUUUGACGAGGAAGAUUUGGAGGGAACAAUCGAACCCCAUGAUGAUGUGUUAGUAGUAACAGCAAUGAUAAGCGGCUUCUUAGUGAAAAGGGUGAUGAUAGACCAGGGAAGCGGAGCUGAUGUAAUGUACCUAGAUUUGUUCGAGGGGCUCGGAUUAAAAAAUCAAGACUUGAUGAAGUAUGAUACGCCGUUGGUCUCAUUCGACGGAAGAGUGGUGAUCCCCGAGGGUCAAAUUUCUUUCUCGGUGAAUAUGGAGGGCAAGGAAGUGAUGGUGACCUUCAUAGUAGUCAGAUCGUUCUCACCAUACAUGGUGAUCCUAGCAAGGCUGUGGAUUCACACAAUGAAGGCUGUUCCGUCCACCCUGCAUGUGAAAGUUAAAUUUCCCACCGAGUAUGGAGUUACCGUGGUAUGA
Messenger RNA from Quercus lobata, 486 nucleotides. RefSeq lists its product as uncharacterized. Lineage: Eukaryota; Viridiplantae; Streptophyta; Magnoliopsida; Fagales; Fagaceae. The record is from RefSeq and is a predicted model, not a curated record. The coding region runs from base 1 to 486 and encodes 161 amino acids. The transcript has a single exon.